Messenger RNA from Cheilinus undulatus (humphead wrasse), 1922 nucleotides. RefSeq names its product matrix metallopeptidase 13a (gene mmp13a.1). Lineage: Eukaryota; Metazoa; Chordata; Actinopteri; Labriformes; Labridae. The transcript is spliced from 10 exons. Gene Ontology annotation, biological process: extracellular matrix organization; collagen catabolic process; proteolysis. Bases 51 to 1484 code for a protein of 477 amino acids. Gene Ontology annotation, molecular function: zinc ion binding; metalloendopeptidase activity. Gene Ontology annotation, cellular component: extracellular matrix. The record is from RefSeq and is a predicted model, not a curated record.
UUUAAAAGAGCUGCCUGCAGAACAGGGAGACAUUCAACCAAAGACAUUCAAUGAAAAACAUGAAGACUCUUAACAUAUGCCUUCUACUGAGCCUUGCUGUCACUGUUUACAGUGCACCGCUGCAACAAGCUUCUGUGCAAGAUGAGACGUUUGCAGAGGGCUACCUGAAGAAAUUCUUCAACCUGACAGAAGAGACCGGUCCAACUGUGAGAAGAGGAAUCAGCCCUCUCAACAAGAAGCUGGCUGAGAUGCAGAGAUUCUUUGGUCUUCAGAUCACCGGGUACAUCGAUGCAGACACCAUGGCCAUGAUGAAGAAGCCCCGCUGUGGUGUUCCUGAUACCAACAUCGGCCAGUUCUCCACCUUUGGAAACAACCUGAAGUGGCAGACAAACAGCCUCACAUACAGGAUUGAGAACUACACUCCAGACAUGUCUGUAGCAGAGGUCGAUGACUCCAUACAGAAAGCUCUGGAUGUUUGGGCCAAAGUCACUCCUCUGAGGUUCACAAGGAUCUACAGCGGCACCGCAGACAUCAUGAUCUCCUUUGGUGGCGGAUCUCAUGGUGAUUUGUACCCCUUUGAUGGUCCUGAUGGAACUCUGGCCCACGCCUUCGCCCCGUCCAACGGCAUCGGAGGAGACGCUCACUUUGACGAAGAUGAGACCUUCACCUUCCGCUCUCAGACAGGUUACGUCCUCUUCAUGGUGGCUGCCCAUGAGUUUGGUCACUCUCUGGGUUUGUCUCACUCUGAUGACCCCGGUGCUCUGAUGUACCCCGUGUACAGCUACAGAAACCCUGACACCUUCGUGCUGCCCCGCGAUGACGUCAAAGGAAUCCAGUCUCUCUAUGGUUCAAACACUGAUGAUGAUACCAACGAGCCUGGACCUGAGCCCCCCACCACCCCCGACGCCUGUGAUUCGACCAUGGUUCUGGACGCCGUUGCCACCCUGAGAGGAGAGAUGCUCUUCUUCAAAGACCGCUUCUUCUGGCGUAGCUACAUUCAGAGCCCGACCCCUCAGCAGACCCUCAUCACAAACUUCUGGCCAAACGCUCCCGUCAACAUCGACGCUGCCUAUGAAAGCAAAGUGUUGGACAGUGUCCUGCUCUUCAAAGGCCGUAGAGUUUGGGCUUUCAGCGGCUAUGAUCUUGUGCAAGGCUUCCCUAAGUCUAUCUCCAGCUUUGGCUUCCCUGAAAGUGUGGACAAAAUUGACGCAGCUUUUUAUGACGCUGAAUCUCGCAAGACUCUGUUCUUCGUCGGCAGCCAGUACUACAGCUAUGAUGAGGCCAAGAAGAGAAUGGACAAAGGCUUCCCCAAGAACGUGGAACAAACCUUCCCUGACGUGACCCGCCCGGUGACCGCAGCCUUCCAGUACAGAGGUUUCACCUACAUCUACAGUGGAUCUUACAUGUACGAGUACAGCCUGAGGACCGGCAGGUUGUACCGUGUGCUGAGGAACAGCUACUUCCUGCGCUGCAACAGACGUUAGACCAGUUUAGGUGUUUAUAAAACUUCUCUGAGCAGCAAUGAAGGCAUUGUUGUUGUUUAGUUAUAAUAUGUAUUUCAAAGCAACAUGGCUAUACAUUUACAGGUACUGGAUUUAUGUCCAUCCUGAGAACAGCACCUUACAUUUCUUAGUAUUUCUUUUUUAAGAGCAAGCUUUUUAACAAGUCUAUUACAAUUAAUUUAUGUUUCUAUUUAUGUGGUAAUCUUUGCUUAUUUAUUAAGCUCUUCACCUGACUGUUUGAAAUGUGUUUUAUGAAGUUUACCUGUUGACGUUGAAACAUGUUACAUUAAUAAUUUAACAUUGUUACAUUACAUGUCAAAUUGCACUGAAUUUCAACACCACUGAACAAGACGGAUGAAUGUAUGGUUGCAAAAUGGUACUCUUUUCUACUGAUUCAUUAAUAAAAGUUGUUUGAAAAUA